This is a messenger RNA of Lathyrus sativus (Indian pea), 552 nucleotides long. NCBI's taxonomy places the organism in Eukaryota, Viridiplantae, Streptophyta, Magnoliopsida, Fabales, Fabaceae. The record is from the annotation of a GenBank genome assembly.
AUGUCCUGCAUAAGUCUAAGACUUCCACCUGCUAAAAAGGUAUGGAAAACCUUCGCCUCUAAACUCGGCAGUAAACUUCACAACAUUCGAAAAUCCAAAGCCAUGAAAAAACAAAGAAAGAAUAAAAAAACCACCAAAACUACAACUAUCACCACUACUACCAAGCCACCUACGAAGCGUUUUCGACGCAAAAGGUUAACCACGGUUAGAAGUUUAUUAUCCAGCUUCAACAAAAAGCCUGCACCUGUUUAUAUAGAUAAGCUCUUCAAAGAGCCGCCUUGUGAUUACGUAGGGUAUUUGAAGCCACAUACACAACCAGUUUACAAACCGCGAACUGGAAUAGCGGCGAAGGAUUCUUCAGAGAAGAAACAAGUGGUGGAACUAGAAGGAACAAGUAAGAGAUGUGAGAAAACUAGUGCAUCAGAUGAUGUGUGGGAGUCGGUGGCGUUAGGUUCACCUCAAAUGGAAGGAAUUGAUGAACGAGCUGAGGAGUUUAUUAUCAGGUUUAGAAAACAGAUGGCUGCGCAAGAGAGAUUAGCAAGAAGUUUGUAG